AUGGGAAUACAUGGGAAAGAGAAGGAGAAAGGACGUCACCAGGAAGUGCUGGUUCCUUUAGAAGGAAAGUCCUCUCCCAAAAUAGGCUACCCUUUACACCUAUUAUUUGGGGGCAAUCAUGAGAAGAACCUCAUGGGCAAGAGGGUCCCUUACAAAUUUCAGGCCCAAUGUAGAGAAUCUGGCCUCUGCUCCCUUCGCCCCGCUUCAUUCUGGCCACCCCGUAGUAGAAGCCACACCUCCUCCUUUUCCGGAUUUGCAAAGAGCUUUCCUCCCCGGCCUCGGUGCGCUGCGCCCUCUGCCUGCCGCGCCUGCACGUCCUGGCUCCUUGCCGUCCUCUCAGUUCGCAGGUCCUGUCCCCUGGAGGCCUCCCCGCAGGGCCUGCUCCUCCAGCGCCUCUUCACGGUGCGAAAGCGCCUCCUUGGUGGAUUUGUGCCCGCGUUUAUUUUCUGUCUUCCCGACUGUAGCACAGACUCCCUGCGGGCGUCUCUCCGCGCUGUCCGAUGGCAGGCCCACCGCGGGGACUGGCCGCUGCAGGAGCCUGCGCCGCGGAACGGAUCACCAAGCUCACCGCGGGGACUGGCCGCUGCAGGAGCCUGCGCCGCGGAACAGAUCACCAAGCUCACCGCGGGGACUGGCCGCUGCAGGGCCUGCGCCGCGGAACGGAUCACCAAGCUCACCGCGGGCCGCAGCGUCUCAAAGCGCUGCUCACCACCCAGAGAAUCCAGGCGCAUGGAGUCGCCCCUCCGCUCCCAGACUCGAAGAAAAUGCAAAUAAAUGAAUCGGGGAAGCUUCAAGUCUCACUGGGAAUCCUUGAGCAGUAACCAUGCCUGUCUGCAAUUCAGCACGCUUGGGAGAUGAAGGAGCUCCACUCACACUGCACCCUGCGAGAGCUCACCCUCCAAGAGUGCCUCGUGGCCAUGGGGACGUGGAUGUGUUAUUUCAACUCCGUCUCUAAAUGUGUUGUCUCAGCAGGGGCAAUACAUUGUGGAGGUUCACUUCAAACCAAAGGGUAUGAUAAAGAUUCCCUUCUAUCCCUAAGGGAAUAAAAAAAUUAUAGCUAGAGGGAAAAAUAAACUUCACAGAAAUAAACUCCAAGCUGUAUCAUAAUUUAAAAUGUGAUUCUUGGAAAGUUUCUGUGGCCAGAUCCAGAGAAAAAGAAACUACAAAUUAAACAACAAUUAAAAAGACAUCACUCACUAUCUUUAUUAUUCAGUGACCAUUUCUUGAGGGGCACUUGGCAUAGGAUUGUUCCUAAAACCAAUAAACUUAAGAAUUCCUGAACUCCCACGGGUCCGUUACCAUUUUUCAUCAAGAUCUUCAAGAAAGAUGGACCUCAAACCUGGUUAAUGAGAAGGAAAAGGAAAAUAAUUAAAAUAUGUCUUAAGGCAUAAUGAACUAAUAUUUUAAAAUGGUAAUUUAAUGUACUAAUAGGUUUCCAAAACCAAUUUAUCAACAUCAUCUAUGCUAUACCAAGUGUCAGUUUCCAAGUUUGCUUUGAGGCAUGCUUGUGUAGCUCUGUAAACGGAUUGUAUGAGACUGCAACUCUGUGAACUAUAGGUCCUCCAUACCCAGCAAUAUAUGGGGUGAUUCUAGAGAACUGGACUCCAUUCUCUGAUGAGGCCAGUGAUAACAUAGACAUGAAGGCAGUGCUAACCACAUUGUCAUACGUAAGCGUCUUAUGUUCACUUGAGCGAUAAAAAUAUUGACAAUUCCAACUUCCUACUAUG
Molecule: messenger RNA, 1727 nt
Organism: Microcebus murinus (gray mouse lemur)
Lineage: Eukaryota; Metazoa; Chordata; Mammalia; Primates; Cheirogaleidae
Source: RefSeq, a predicted model, not a curated record